AUGUACGGUGCCUACAAGGUACACUGUGGAGGUGGCGUGCCAAUUGAUGAGGAGAAGUUCCAGUACAUCUUCAAAGCCAAGUCUGAUUCUCUCUGCUGUAGACAAUUGCUUCGCGCUAUCUUGGAGCCAAGCGAGCUGGAUGGCAGGAGUGCGACAGGCCAGCCAUCGAGGCGGUUUAUGAAGACUGGUAUGGCGGCAAAGCCAUCCCUGACUCCACGGAAGCUGGAGGCGGCUGAAAUAGCCUUCCGCAAGUACAUCACCGACAGACUUGGGGAUCUGACAAAAACAACAGAAAUAACGGCACGUGGAACGCAGUUCCGGAAGCAUGUUGGGAACAUGCUAAAUGAUGUUAACAAAAAGAAACUAGAACUUCAGGUGGAGAAUGUGCUUAAUAACACUGACAAGGCCCGUGAUGUUUACUACAGCAUUUAUUGA
Ornithodoros turicata is the source of this 435-nucleotide messenger RNA. RefSeq names its product BEN domain-containing protein 5-like. NCBI's taxonomy places the organism in Eukaryota, Metazoa, Arthropoda, Arachnida, Ixodida, Argasidae. Gene Ontology annotation, biological process: negative regulation of DNA-templated transcription. Bases 1 to 435 code for a protein of 144 amino acids. Gene Ontology annotation, molecular function: DNA binding. The transcript is spliced from 3 exons. The record is from RefSeq and is a predicted model, not a curated record.